AUGUUCACACAAUUUGGCGCCACGGCAGACACACUAAGCAAGGCAUCAACACUCAUGUUUCGGAUCGGUACGGACGCUCACUUAUACGACGAUCCAGAAGACGUGAACAUCGCACCCUUACUCGAUAGCAAAUUCGACUCCGAGAAAUGCGAAGCUCUUAAACGCCUCCUCGCUCUUAUUGCUCAAGGCUUUGACGUCUCCAAUUUCUUCCCUCAGGUUGUUAAAAAUGUGGCAUCUCAAUCAUUGGAAGUAAAGAAGCUGGUUUACUUGUAUCUUCUACACUAUGCUGAGAAGCGUCCGAAUGAAGCAUUGCUAUCAAUCAAUUCCUUCCAAAAGGAUCUGGGAGAUACAAAUCCAUUGGUGAGGGCGUGGGCGUUGCGUACUAUGGCAGGAAUCCGCUUACAUGUAAUUGCACCACUUCUUCUGGUGGCUGUGGGGAAAUGUGCAAAGGAUCCGGUUGUUUACGUGAGAAAAUGUGCUGCCAAUGCUCUUCCUAAGUUUCAUGAUUUGCGCCUCGAGGAACAUUCCUCUACAAUUGAAGAGAUUGUUGGAACAUUGUUAAGUGACAUUUCACCUGGAGUAAUUGGAGCUGCUGCUUCGGCAUUUACUUCUGUUUGUCCAAAUAAUUAUUCUUUGAUUGGAAGAAAAUAUAGAAAGUUAUGUGAGAUUCUUCCAGACGUGGAAGAGUGGGGUCAGAUAGUUUUGAUUGGAAUACUUUUGCGGUAUGCUAUAGCAAGGGGUGGUCUUGUGAAAGAAUCAAUAAUGUUCUCUUUACAUGGUAGAGAAAGUUCCCAUUCUGAAAAGGAUGAUUCAGAUGAUGACUUUGCAUUUAAAAAUGAUGUAAAAUAUGACUCUGAUUUAGCAAGGACGAUCUCUAGAUGUUAUAUUGAAGGGCCUGAUGAAUACUUGUCAAGGUCAAGUUAUGCUAACAGGAUUUCCCUUGAAUUUAAUGGAGCAAAAUUUACAUCUGGCAAAAGUAAUGAUGAGGUGAAAAUCCUACUUCAGUGCACAUCUCCUCUGUUAUGGAGUAACAAUAGUGCAGUGGUUGUGGCAGCAGCUGGUGUACACUGGAUCAUGGCUCCAAGGGAGGAAGUCAAAAGAAUUGUUAAACCACUUUUGUUUUUGCUGAGAUCAUCUAACACCUCAAAAUAUGUGGUCCUUUGCAACAUUCAAGUGUUUGCUAGAGCGAUGCCUUCCCUCUUUUCUUCGCACUUUGAAGACUUCUUUGUAGUUUCUUCCGAUUCAUACCAGAUAAAAGCUCUGAAGCUGGAGAUUCUUUGUUCUAUUGCUACCGAUUCGUCUAUCUCAUCCAUAUUCAAAGAGUUUCAGGAUUACAUUAGAGAUCCAGACAGGAGAUUUGCAGCUGACGCUGUUGCUGCUAUUGGUUUAUGUGCACAACAACUUCCCAAUAUGGCCAGCACAUGCUUGGAAGGGCUGUUGGCUCUGACUAGACAGGAUUUUUCAACCUGUGACUCUGAGUCCAAUAAUGGAGAAGCUGGUGUUCUAAUUCAAGCAAUAAUGUCAAUUAAAUCAAUCAUUACACAAGAUCCCCCUCUCAUGAAAAGGAAACUUUAUGUUCAUGUUGUAAUUCAGUUGGUCCACAGUUUGGAUUCAAUCAAAGUGCCUGCAGCCCGUGCAACAAUAAUUUGGAUGAUAGGAGAGUACAGGAAUUUAGGGGAGAUAAUCCCAAGGAUUUUAACUAUUGUACUGAAGUAUCUUGCUUGGAGCUUUACUUCAGAAGCAUUGGAAACAAAGCUUCAAAUUCUUAACACCACCGUUAAGGUGCUAUCAGGUGCAAAAGGGGAAGAAAUGCUGACAUUCAGAAAAGUAGGGAGCUAUGUGAUCGAACUUGCUGAGUGUGAUUUGAACUACGAUGUUCGCGACAGAGCUCGCUUUCUGAAGAAACUUCUGCAGUGCAGUUUAGAUCAUGGAGAACUUGAGCUAGAUACGGACUGUCCACCCAAGAAGGACCUGCUACAAGUACUUGCAGAAUGCAUGUUUCGGGGACAAGCAAAACAACUGUCUGAAACCAUGGACUAUCGGGUCUAUCUUCCUGGAUCUCUCUCACAGAUAGUCCUUCAUGCAGCUCCAGGAUAUGAACCUCUCCCAAAACCUUGUAGUAUUGUUGACCAUGAGCUUGGUACAAAUGUGAUUCGUGGUGUGGACACACUAAGUGAGAAAGCAGAUGGUACUGACUCGUCAUCUGGAUCAUCAUAUGAGGAAAGUGCUUCUGAUUAUAGUUCUGAACGUUCUAUGACUGUUUCUAGUGGGGAUGCUGGCAGUGAUGAGAAUAGUUCAACAAGAGAGUUUGACAACACCGAUCCAUUGAUUCAGUUGUCAGAUGCUGGUGAUGCUAACCAAAAUCAGAAUGAAGUUCCUCAAUCUACUUCUACUAAUUUGGAGGAACUGAUGUCAAAGAGAGCUCUAGAGACAUGGUUGGAUGAGCAGCCUGGUUUGUCAAACCCGAGCACAUCGGAACAAAGUCAACUCCGUAAAUCUUCUGCUAGAAUCUCCAUUAGGGAUAUCGGAAGUCGAGUUAAACCUAAAAGCUACAGACUCUUAGAUCCUGCUAAUGGAAAUGGCUUAAAGGUGGAUUAUUCAUUUUCACCUAAAAUUUCAAGCAUAUCACCCUUACUUGUUAGUGUACAGGUUUCCUUUGAGAACUGUACUGAUGAGACCAUUUCAGAAGUAACUUUGGUGGACGAGGAAUCUAGCAAAGCUUCAGAUUCUUCUGAGAGCUCACUAUCUCGUAAGGAUGUGCCAACACUGGUUCCUAUGGAAGAAAUUACUUCACUGGAACCUGGUCAGACAGCAAAAAGGAUUGUCUAUGUUUGUUUUCAUCACCAUCUAUUGCCUCUGAAACUCGCUUUAUAUUGCAAUGGCAAGAAGCUUUCCGUUAAGAUGCGGCCUGACAUUGGAUAUUUUGUAAAACCACUUCCAAUUGAUAUUGAAGCUUUCACAGAUAAGGAAUCUCGUCUCCCAGGAAUGUUUGAGUACACCAGGAGUUUCACCUUCAUAGACCACAUUGGGGAGCUCAACAAGGACAAUGGUAAUAAUGCGUUAGUGAAAGACAAUUUUCUCUUGGUUUGUGAAAGCCUAGCAUUAAAGAUGCUUAGCAAUGCAAAUUUUUCUCUCGUGUCUGUCGAUAUGCCAAUUUCUGCCAAACUUGAUGAUGUCUCCGGUUUGUGCUUACGAUUCAGUGGUGAAAUUCUGAGCAACUCAAUGCCUUGCUUAAUUACCAUUACUGCUGAAGGUAAAUGCUCUGAACCGUUAAACGUGUCAGUAAAAGUCAACUGUGAGGAAACUGUAUUUGGCCUAAAUCUGUUGAACAGGAUUGUUAGUUUCCUUAGUUGA
Molecule: messenger RNA, 3354 nt
Organism: Dovyalis caffra
Lineage: Eukaryota; Viridiplantae; Streptophyta; Magnoliopsida; Malpighiales; Salicaceae
Source: the annotation of a GenBank genome assembly